AUGAGAUGUUAUCGUUCUUUGAUGUGAAGGCGCCAUGGCCGCCGAACAGGAGCAAUUUUACCAAAUCUUAACAACACUUUUAUCUACGGAUAACGUGAUUAGAACUCAAGCUGAGGAUGCUUAUUCCAAUUUACCAAUCGAAACAAAAGUAAGUCAUCUGUUGGGAGCUAUCCGCAACACCAGUUUGAGUCAUGAAGCUCGUCAGAUGUCUGCUGUGUUGCUGCGUAGGGUGUUUUCCAACGAUUUCAUGGAAUUCUAUCCAAAACUACCUGUGGAAAGUCAAAAUCAGUUGAAAGAACAAGUUCUCUUAGCUGUACAACAAGUUGAGACUGAACAAUUAAGGCAUAAGGUGUGUGAGGUAGUAGCAGAAGUUGCAAGAAAUUUGAUUGAUGAUGAUGGAAACAAUCAGUGGCCAGAAUUUUUACAGUUCCUUUUCCAUUGUGCCAAUGACCAAAAUCCAGUUCUCAAGGAAGCUGCACUUCAGAUGUUUACAAGUGUUCCUGGUGUGUUUGGUAGCCAACAAAAUAACUACUUGGACUUAAUCAAGCAAAUGAUAUUGCAAAGCUUGCAGCCUACUGAAGAAUAUGAAGUAAGGUUUCAAGCUGUUAGGGCAGUAGGUGCCUUCAUGCUUAUUAAUGACAAAGAAACGCAGAUUCUAAAACAUUUCGCCGAUCUUUUAACUCCCAUGUUACAUGUUAUCGCAGAGAGUAUUCAACAACAAGAAGACGAUACUUUGUUAAAGGUUUUAAUUGAUUUAGCAGAAAAUGUCCCCAAAUUUUUAAGACCACAACUACUACCUAUUUAUGAGAUGUGCAUGAAGAUUUUUAGCGACUCUGGAGCACUAGACAGUUGGAGACAACUCGCGUUAGAGGUUAUGGUUACUCUGGCAGAAAUGGCACCAGCAAUGGUUCGUAAGAAUGCAUCUAAAUAUAUGGAACAACUUAUUCCCCUAAUUUUACAAUUUAUGGCUGACCUUGAAGAAGAAUCUGGAUGGGCUGAGUCAGAUGAACUUUUGGACGAAGAUAAUGAUUGUAAUAACGUAGUUGCAGAGGCUGCAUUAGAUCGUCUUGCAUGUGGAUUAGGGGGUAAAAUCAUUCUUCCUCUCGUAACUCAAAGUGUUCCCAGUAUGUUGGCAAGUCCGGAUUGGAAGCAAAGGCAUGCCGCCCUUAUGGCUCUAAGUGCAGUUGGAGAAGGUUGUCACAAACAAAUGGAAGGUAUGCUUCAACAAAUCAUGAACGGAGUUCCUGGUGUAAUGGAUGGUGUUUUACGUUAUUUACAAGAUCCACAUCCAAGAGUGAGAUACGCGGCUUGUAAUGCCGUAGGUCAAAUGGCAACAGAUUUUGCACCAGUUUUCGAAAAGAAAUUCCACAAUCAAGUAGUCCCCGGUUUGCUUAUGUUACUAGAUGAUAAUGCCAAUCCACGAGUCCAGGCUCAUGCUGGAGCUGCUUUGGUAAAUUUCGCUGAAGAUUGUCCCAAACAUAUACUGAACGGAUACUUAGAACCACUGAUGAGUAAACUUGAAGGGAUUCUAACUGCAAAGUUUAAAGAAUUGGUAGAAAAGGGCACCAAAUUGGUAUUGGAACAGGUUGUGACAACUAUAGCUAGUGUUGCAGAUACAGCUGAAACUGAAUUUAUAGCUUAUUAUGAUCGCUUAAUGCCGUGCUUAAAAUAUAUUAUUCAAAAUGCUAAUAAAGAUGAGCUUAAAUUACUCAGAGGUAAAGCUAUUGAAUGUGUUACAUUAAUUGGUAUGGCAGUUGGAUCCGAAAAAUUCAGCAUAGAUGCAACAGAAGUUAUGGAUAUGUUGUUGAAGACACAUGGGGACGGAGCUGAAUUACCCGAUGACGAUCCCCAAACUAGUUAUCUUAUUUCCGCUUGGUCUAGAAUAUGUAAAGUUCUUGGUAAGAAUUUCGAACAAUAUUUGCCUUUAGUAAUGGGGCCAGUAAUAAGAACUGCAGCUAUGAAACCUGAUGUUGCCCUUUUAGACAACGACGAUAUGCAAGGGGUAGAAGGUGAUGACGAUUGGCAAUUUGUAUCUUUAGGAGAACAGAAGAACUUCGGAAUUCGCACGGCAGGUCUUGAAGACAAAGCUGCUGCCUGUAGUAUGCUUGUUUGCUAUGCUCGUGAGCUAAAAGAUAGUUUCUCAAAUUAUGCUGAAGAAGUCGUCAAACUCAUGGUACCAAUGCUCAAAUUCUACUUCCACGAUGGCGUUAGAAAUGCUGCUGCAGAAUCUCUACCAUGGCUAUUGGAAUGUGCAACAAAUAAAGGACCUGCCUUCUUAGGUGGUAUGUGGAGUUUUAUUUGCCCCGAACUGCUCAAAGCCAUUGACACUGAACCUGAAAGUGAAGUUUUAAUGGUUAUGUUAGACUCAUUGUCAAGGUGUAUUCAGAAAUUAGGACCGAGUUAUAUUGAUCAAGAAUCCAUGACUGAAAUUUUGAGGAUAAUUGACAAAUUAAUGAAAGAACAUUUUGAACGAGCCAAUGAUAGACAUAAGAAACAUUUAGACGAAGAUUAUGAUGAGGAAGUACAAGAGCAAUUGGAAGAUGAAGAAUCAGAUGAUAUAUAUGUACUCAGUAAAAUAGCCGAUGUUAUUCACUCCCUAUUUCUAGUAUAUAGAGAAACCUUCCUGCCGUUGUUUGAUCAGAUUUGUAGUCACUUUGUUAAUCUUUUAACCCCUAACCGCAGCUGGGCAGAUAGGCAAUGGGGAAUAUGUGUAUUUGACGAUGUUAUAGAAUUCACAGGUCCAGCAUGCUCAAAAUACCAAGGCUAUUUUCUUCAACCUCUGGCUUUAUACAUCAAAGACAAGACCACUGAAGUUAGACAGGCAGCAGCUUACGGAUGGGGAGUGCUAGCGCAAUUUGGAGGUGAACAAUUUGCGGGAGAAUUAGCUAAAGCUGUACCAGUUUUAGCUGAAGUUAUAAAUGAACCUGAAUCAAAGGACCCUAGGAAUAUUAAUGCUACUGAAAAUGCUAUAUCGGCUGUUACUAAAAUUAUGAAGUAUAAUAACUCACAGAUUAACCUUGACGAAAUUAUUCCCCUGUGGUUCUCCUGGUUGCCAGUUAUAGAAGAUGUAGACGAAUCACCUCAUAUUUAUGGAUAUAUGUGCGAUUUAAUAGAGCAGAAUAAUCAACACAUUUUAGGCGUAAAUAAUUCCAAUAUACCAAGGAUAAUCAGCAUAAUUGCAGAGGCAUUCUUUAGGGAGGCUAUGGAACCAGCCAAACCGGAAGGCUUUAGAAUGUUAAACAUUGUUAGGCAAGUUCAAUCAAAUGAAUCGUUUUUCCAAAGCGUGGUCCAAUCUCUGGCUCCAGAACUGCAGCAAGCUUUACACGUGGCCCUACAUACAACAGCAACUACAUCUUAGCUGAAAAUAUAAAUUUAAGUUAUUGUUUUUAACGUUCAUUUGAUUAAUUCAGAGUUGAAAUAAAACAUUACGAACUGUUAUCGGACAGUUCUAAAGAAAUCUGCAUCCAUAACGACAUUUAGACUUUUAUCGCUUAUUAAGUAUUUAAUAAUUGGAAAAUAUUUUAAGUUGGCGAUUUAUGGUGUUAAUAACUUCAUAUAAACAUGACAAUGUUUUUUAUUAAACUGUACCGUUUACUUUUGUGAUUUUCAAAGUGUUUUAACCGUCUAAUUAUCUAAAAGGGAUGCACAUUGUUUUAGAAUAUCCAUAUAUAAAUUAUUUUUAUAUUUGUGAGUUAUAGGUAAAUCUCGUCAUGUGUAGUGAUUACAUAGAAAUUUUUUACGAAACUUUUUUAUAAUUACCUAAUCAACAGGUAUUUGUUUUAUGAAUUCAUUAUUGUACAUAGAUAUUCACAACUCUGAACUAUAUGUGAUACUUUUUGUUUUCAUUAAAUUCAUAAAAUAUUUUUGUCUACAAGAUCGACGUUAGUGUUUAAAAAAUAUGAAUCACUAAUGAAUUAUAAAUAUCUCAAUAAAAUGCAUUUCUCGAUG
Diabrotica balteata is the source of this 3948-nucleotide messenger RNA. The record is from the annotation of a GenBank genome assembly. NCBI's taxonomy places the organism in Eukaryota, Metazoa, Arthropoda, Insecta, Coleoptera, Chrysomelidae.